Messenger RNA from Nerophis lumbriciformis (worm pipefish), 3850 nucleotides. RefSeq names its product versican a (gene vcana). The record is from RefSeq and is a predicted model, not a curated record. NCBI's taxonomy places the organism in Eukaryota, Metazoa, Chordata, Actinopteri, Syngnathiformes, Syngnathidae. Gene Ontology annotation, molecular function: hyaluronic acid binding; calcium ion binding. Gene Ontology annotation, biological process: positive regulation of neuroblast proliferation; cell adhesion; skeletal system development. Gene Ontology annotation, cellular component: synapse; perineuronal net.
AUGUCCGACCAGGAGGAGGCCACCGAUGGGCACGCUGCUCCUCCUCUCCGAGCACCCAAGGAAAUAACAGUGCGCGUCAAGCUCGGCUCAACUUGUUGCGCGCCGGCACUUCACCCAUUCCUGUCUCUCCGUCCACGACCAGGUCUGUCCAUCUUGGAGCCGCCGGUCCACGCCGCUCUGAUGAUACUACUUAUAAAGCAAAUCCUGUGGCUAUAUUGUCUCUGUCAAGCAGCAACUGCAAGCGUUCCCAGCACACUAUCAAUCGUCAAGCCAGUCACAGGGUCCCUCUCAGGGAAGGUGACCCUUCCCUGCUUCUUCUCAACUAUCCCCACCUCUGCGCCAGUCGUCCACCGGAAAGCUGUCGCUAUUCAUUCCAAAGACCACUUGCGCAUCAAAUGGACCAAAAUAGAGGAUGGGGUAGAGUCAACAGUGCUGGUGGCUCAAAAUGGGGUCAUCAAGAUUGGCUCCAGCUACAGGAACCGAGUAUCCGUGCCCAGUCAUCCUGAGGAUGUGGGAGAUGCCUCGUUGACAAUGGUGAAGCUACUCGCGAGCGAUGCUGGCACCUAUCGCUGUGAGGUCAUGUACGGAAUUGAAGACACCCAAGACACAGUUAACCUCAAUGUGGAUGGUGUCGUCUUUCACUACCGUUCCAAAGACAGCAGGUACACGUUUGACUACCAGAGUGCUGUGGAGGCUUGCCAUAGAGUCGGAGCAAGCAUCGCCUCCUACGACCAGCUGAAAGCGGCUUACGAAGAUGGGUUUGACCAGUGUGACGCUGGAUGGAUUGCUGACCAGACAGUGAGAUACCCGAUUAAAACGCCCAGGAAGGGCUGCUAUGGCAACCUUAGGGCAAAACCAGGUGUGAGGUCAUAUGGAAUCAGGAGACCCACAGAAACCUAUGAUGUGUAUUGUUAUGUGGACAGCCUUUAUGGUGAGGUGUUCUUUGCUCCUGUAAGCUAUAAAAUGACUCUUGAUGAGGCAAGAGAAGAAUGUAAGAAGAGGAACAGUGACCUGGCAAACACCGGCCAGCUUCAUGCCGCCUGGCGACGGGGCCUGGACCGGUGUGACUACGGCUGGCUUUCCGACGGCAGUGCCCGACAUCCUGUUGCUGUACCUAAAGUCCAGUGCGGCGGAGGCCUGCUGGGUGUCAGGACCAUGUAUCGCUAUAGGAACCAAACCGGAUUCCCGGAACCAAUGACUAAGCUCGGAGCUUACUGUUUCAAAGGAGUUAACUCUUGUACUGUAAACAAGUGUCUGAAUGGUGGCUCUUGCUACAUGAGCGGCAACAUUCCUGCAUGUAGCUGUGCACCUGGUUUUGGCGGUGAUCAUUGUGAAACAGAUAUUGAUGAAUGCCAGUCCAACCCUUGCCGCAAUGGCGGUACAUGCGUUGAUGGAGUGGCGUGCUUCACAUGUGUUUGCCUACCGAGCUACUCAGGACAGUUUUGUGAGGAGGACACAGAGGUGUGUGAAUAUGGCUGGCACAAGUUUCAUGGCCAGUGCUACAAGUAUUUCCCCAGCAGGAAGGAGUGGGACUCAGCAGAGCGAGAGUGUCGCAUGCAUGGAGCUCACCUUACCAGCAUCCUCUCCAAUGAGGAGCAACAGUUUGUCAACCGUCUUGGCCAGGACUACCAGUGGAUUGGUCUGAAUGAUAAGAUGUUUGACGGUGACUUCCGAUGGACCGAUGGCAGCCCUAUGCAUUACGAAAACUGGAGGCCCCAGCAGCCUGACAGCUUCUUCUCUUCAGGAGAGGACUGUGUCGUGAUGAUCUGGCACGAGGACGGCCAGUGGAAUGACGUGCCGUGCAACUACCACCUCACCUUCACUUGCAAGAAGGGCACAGUGGCAUGCAGCCAGCCUCCAGUCGUGGAGAACGCACAGACCUUUGGUUCACAACGUGACCGCUACGAGGUCAACUCCCUGGUGAGGUACCAGUGCCAGACAGGUUACAUUCAGAAGCACCCUCCGACGAUCCGUUGCCGCGGCGACGGGCACUGGGACGCCCCUAAAAUAUCCUGCAUUAACCCAUCCAACUAUCAGAGAACCUUCAUGAGAAAGCAUCAACACAAACGUCUUUACAGCGUCUACAACUUCAACCAGAGGCCAGAACAGGACUUCUCGCUCUAUCACCAGCGCUACAGAGUCAGGAGAGGUACGAGUGAACACAAGCGGAGGAGGCUGUGAUUCCCACCUCACUGUUGUUGCUUCUGGAACACAAGAGAGUACAAACAAUCCAAGAGGACCUGCAUUCUGGAUUUUUUUUAAGUGCCUUUUAAAGAAGAUGACUUCUUGCAAUCAAGAGACGCUGUUUUCUAAAGACGACGUGGAGAAAUACUUUCAGCUGGCUACUGGAAAUAUCAACAAGUACAAAUAUUUUUGUUGUUGUUUUUAAACUGUGCUGGCAGUUACAUAACACAUUUGUAUUCCGGCUGUGCUGUUUAAAAAUCACCAUAAGUGUUCCUUAUUCUGAGAAGAUGAAAAGCAGAUGUGAAUUUAUAGCGCUUAUGUUAUGUCAAUGACACGUUUAGCAAAGAUGGAUGCAUCGAUGUUGAUCAUACCAAAUAAAAGAGAGUCAGAUCCUUUUAAAGUUUUUAUUUUGAACCAAACUUUUAGCCGAGGCAGCUCAGAAAAGUGCCAACCUGAACUCCAAUCAUCGUGUUUUUUGAAUGGAAAUAUUUUUAUAGAGAGGAUAAAUGCAACUUUUAUUAUUAUUAUUUUUAAAUUUUAAAUUUUUCAAAUUUUCUUGUAAUCAGACCAUAUUUUCAAUAUAUUAGAAGGAAUUUUUGAAGAAUUCCAUCUAAUAUACCGAAAAUAUGUUCUGUAUUAUAUUAGGUGGAAUUUUUAAGAAUUCCAUCUAAUAUACCGAAAAUGUGGUCUGAUUACAAGAACAUUUGAAAAAGUAUAUGAAUAGAAGACAUAAUGAAACUUUUUGAGAAACUUUUAUUAUUAUUAUUAUUUUCUUUUUUCUUUUUCAAAUUUUCUUGUGAUCAGACCAAAUUUUCAGUAUAUUAGAUGGAAUUUUCAAAAAUUCCAUCUAAUAUACCGAAAAUAUGUUCUGUAGUAUAUUAGAUGGAAUUUUUAAAAAUUCCAUCUAUUAUACUGAAAAUAUGGUCUGAUUACAAGAACAUUUGAAAAAGUACAUGAAUAAGAAGACAUAAUGAACCUUUUUGAGCAACUUUUAUUUUUAUUUUUUUUAAGUACGGUACCGUGCAUACCAGAUGGAGAUGCACAGCACAAUAAAUGCACUGAAACCCAUCAGUGCACAUCUUUUUUUUUUUUUUUGCCAUGACAUGUUUACAAUAACCAUAAUGCUGUUCAUGUUCAUACACCAGAGUCUUGCUCUCAUCUGCUGCUUUUGAGCGACACUUUGUGACGUCUGUUACCGAGAGAAUGUAUUUUGUGAAGCGCUCCCAAAGACUUGAACGUGACAUCCGUUUAAGCACAGAUGCAUGUAAUUUAUUUCCCUUUUCAACUCUUUAAACAUUUCUUCUCCACUCACAGGCUAUUCCAUCAUUUCACCCUUCAGUGCUUUUCAUCUGUUCAUACCUUUCAUGUACAUUCUGACUGAAAAUAUCUCAAAGGACCAAAUAAUAGAGAGAGCCUGUUCAGCUGCAAUAAAGUUGCGUACCAAAGACAUAAUAAUGUACAGUUAUGCGGUUUUGUUUAACAGAAACAUUUGUUUUUGUCUGCCUGUGAAUGUCUCAGCCUUAAUGUGCACAUACAAUUCUCUUUUAUUUUCUAUUUAUAACAUUUUUGGUUUUUGUGUCACACUGUGAAUGUCUGGGAUGUGUUUUUGUUUUUAAAAAGAGGUCGCCUUGUUUCCCUCCUGCUUUAACUCACCAAAGAAAUAAUA